AUGCGCAUUGAAGAGAAAGAAGGCAUUCCAUCCAAUCAAGUGAGGCUGAUAUAUGCCGGCAAGGAGCUCCAAGACGGAUAUCCACUGUCACUUCAUGGCGUACAGGAAGAUUCCACUCUCUGUCUGAUUACCACGCUCAGGGGAGGAAAACCUGUCAUUUACCUUUUACCCCCGAUAUCCAUGCCACUCGUCGACGUCUCUAUCCUCCUCGUCCCUCAAUGGCGCUUUUCCCACAUUUAUCCCCUCGCAAACAUCAAACCCAUCGCAGACUCCGGGAAAGAACGCGUCGCCUGGUCCGUCUCAGCCCGCCCCGACGGCACCCUCGUUGAGCACUGCUCUGGCCUGGAACUCUCCUACCUCUUCUGGGAGGCCGAGUCGCGCCACGUCCCCUCCUCCCCGCCCCUCAGCCCAAAGCUCGCCGCUAUCGAGCACUUCGACCCCGCCACCCCCGCCCUCGACCCGACCUCGCCCACCGCGGUAUGCCUCCCCUUCGCCGCCCUCCUCCCGUACCUCGACGACGCGCUCAAGCGGCUCACGCUCCACGUCACCGCGCGCAACGAUUUCAUCACCUACUGGCUCCCGAAGCUCUCGAAGGCGCCGUUCGUCGCGCUGCGCUUCCUCCCGCAGGCGGCGUACGCGCGCGCGGCGGAGCUGCGCGUCGAGCCCGCGCCGGACGUCGUCACGCGCGUGUUCAUGCUCUUCCGCGGUGUCUCGGAGGCGGAGGCGGAGGCGGGCGAGUGGGCGGCGGCGCGUGCGCGUGCGGUGGACGGGGGCGUGGACUGGGCGGAGGUGGUCGGGGUGCGGCCCGAGGCGACUGACGCGGGCGUGUUCAGGGUGCUGGAGUGGGGUGCGAUGGAGGUCCUGUGA
Molecule: messenger RNA, 867 nt
Organism: Epithele typhae
Lineage: Eukaryota; Fungi; Basidiomycota; Agaricomycetes; Polyporales; Epitheliaceae
Product: ubiquitin-domain-containing protein
Exons: 1
Coding region: 1-867 (288 amino acids)
Molecular function (GO): protein binding
Source: RefSeq, a predicted model, not a curated record